AUGGCCGACGACGAUAGGAGCACUCGGCUUCUCGCGUCGACUUGGUCGUUGGCGGGAGCAAGCGCCAUCCUGCUGUUCCUCCGCAUCUACUGCAAGAUAUGGCGAGGCAGGGGCCUGUGGUGGGAUGAUCAUAUGUUGAUUGUGGCCUGGACGACCUUGGCGAUUUCCGUGUCCAUCAACUCUUACAUCGUCUCUCUCGGCUUCGGCCGCCACAUCUGGACCAUCAGCGACGACAACAAGAAGGAGAUCAACCUCUUCACGAUCCUCGUCGCCACCUUCGGCAUCAUCGCGACGACCACGAGCAAGACCUCCUUCGCCCUCACGCUCUACCGGAUCGUCACGCAGGCCUGGAUGAAGUACCUCCUGAUCUUCAUCAUCGUGACCAUCAACGUGUCGAUGAACCUGGUGUGGAUGUUCGGGUUCGCCAAGUGCACGCCGCUGGCAAAGGUCUGGGACGCCAGCGUCCCCGGGAGUUGCUGGGACAGGAGGAAACUCCUCAAGUUCCAGCUGUUCGCUGCGUAUUAUUCCGCCAUAUUAGACUUCGUUUUGGCAUUCCUCCCCUGGCCGAUCCUGAUGGGGGCCACGAUGAGGCGCCGCGAGAGGCUCGGAGUCGCCGUGGCAAUGAGCCUGGGUGCGAUUGCGGGAGCCUGCGGAAUCGUGAAGGCAGUGUUGGUGGUAGCGAUGACCAGUACGGACAUCACGUACGACCGCGUAGACCUGACGAUCUGGACCUUGACGGAACCCGCCGCCUCCAUCAUGGCAAUCUCGAUCCCUGUCUUGAGGAUGCUCUACCGCGAGUUGAAGUCCACGCAGCGAAGCUACGCACGGAACAAGUCGCAGUCGCACGCGCUCGAGACGGGGAAGACGAGAACGAAGCGGUACGGGAACAGCACACACUACGGGAGGAACUCGGUCGUCGUCAUGUCGACGUCGGGGUGGCAGGAGUCCCAAGAGGCGCUGCAGGACGAGAGCGGCCAGGUUACGCCCCGCGGCAUCAUGAAGACGGAGGAGGUGAGGGUGCGCCACGAGACGUUGCCGGCCGGGACGAGGCAGAAGAACUCCAUAGAGCUCGAUUCCUUGAAUUAG
Colletotrichum higginsianum IMI 349063 is the source of this 1086-nucleotide messenger RNA. RefSeq names its product Integral membrane protein. The coding region runs from base 1 to 1086 and encodes 361 amino acids. The record is from RefSeq and is a predicted model, not a curated record. NCBI's taxonomy places the organism in Eukaryota, Fungi, Ascomycota, Sordariomycetes, Glomerellales, Glomerellaceae. The transcript is spliced from 5 exons.